This is a messenger RNA of Lathyrus oleraceus (garden pea), 1446 nucleotides long. RefSeq names its product alternative NAD(P)H-ubiquinone oxidoreductase C1, chloroplastic/mitochondrial-like. Gene Ontology annotation, biological process: aerobic electron transport chain; phylloquinone biosynthetic process. NCBI's taxonomy places the organism in Eukaryota, Viridiplantae, Streptophyta, Magnoliopsida, Fabales, Fabaceae. Gene Ontology annotation, molecular function: NAD(P)H dehydrogenase (quinone) activity. Gene Ontology annotation, cellular component: chloroplast. The transcript has 4 exons. The record is from RefSeq and is a predicted model, not a curated record. The coding region runs from base 210 to 593 and encodes 127 amino acids.
AUCCCUGACUUUCAGAAAUCCCUCUUUCACUCUCUCUCGUUCGAAGCUCUCGCUGCCCUGGAAAAAAUUCCACAGAGUACCUGGAAAUCUCAACGAUAAACACUGCAAAUUUGAAAGAGACUGCAUUCGAAAGAGAAGGAUUCAAUACCUGGAAAUCUCAUUGCGUUUUAAGGUUAGGUUUUCGUGUCUUUCUGUUUUGCCCUAACUUUAUGCAAAUUUCAUUCUCCAUCUUUUCAGAAAUGUCACACAUUGCUUUAACUGCAUCACCCACCGUAGUCGCUUUUCACCGUGGAGCGAAACAAUGGAGCACGAUGUUUCCGAGUAGCUGGAGAAGCAGGGGAAUCAAUCCAUCCUCAUUUCCAAAUUCCACCAGAAAACGGUUACCGUUGCGGUUUUUUGCUUCUGGAAAAAAUGGCGUCAAUGGAGGUGUUGUGGAUGAGAUAUCUGAAACAGUAAAGGCGCACACGGAUUUCGUUUGGCCUGAUAACAAGAAGCCUAGAGUGUGUAUUUUAGGUGGUGGAUUCGGUGGUUUAUAUACUGCUUUAAGGUUGGAAUCACUCCAGUGGCCCGAAGACAAAAAGCCACAUGAAUAACUUAGGAGCAUCUUUCUUGAUGAGAUUAUGUCUCGGUACAGAACAUUCAUCAAUGGAGCAAAAGAGAAAAAAAAGAAUCAUAUAACAACGUGGAAAUGCCUUACUCCUAUAUUAGUUUCCUUAACAAGUUCCCUAAUGACACUCUUUAGAAUAUUCCUUAUAUUUAUAUUUAGUGGAGCAUUAUGUUAGAUUGUAAGAGAUGAGAGGAACUGAGUUUAAAUUUAAUCCCAAUUAUAUGUUAUGAUUGCAUGGUGAGGAAUGGAUUAGGAGUAUGUUUGGAUUGACUUAUUUAAAUUUAUCUCCUGACAUAAGCACUUGUGAGUAUGUUUGAAAGAACUUAUGGAAACAGCUUAUGACAUGGCUAUAAAAUGUUUUCAACUUAUAUCUAUAAGCUCUCCAUGAUAGGUUAUGAAAACAACUUAUAGCUUAUAAGAGUAUAGUAUAACUUUAUUUUAUCUUUUAUUAUGGAAAUAGUUUAUACUAAAACCACUAUAUGAUAAACACUUAUGCUAUAAGCGCUAUAUUGAACUGUUUAUCCAAGCUGAGCUUAACUCUCAUGAAUCAUGGUAAGCUGCAAUAUAUUUUGUUCUUAUUUUGCAAGUUGAUUGUACCACUCAUUAUAAAUCUUGCUUAUAUCCUUGCACUGUGGCUUAGUUGUUGAUUUUUCUGCACUUUUUCUGAAAAGCAAUGUGUGACAUUUCUGAAAAGAUGGAGAAUGAAAUUUGCAUAAAGUUAGGGUUGGAUUUAUCGAAGUCAAGAACUUAGAGCAAUGUCUCAUAUUUUGGCAAUCCUAUUACAUGUUGGUUUGAAUGAACAGUUAAACUUCAAAAUGUACAUUCAUAUUUUGGCAUAA